GUGCUAUUCUCAGAAAUGUUACAGAUUUUCUUCUUUCUUCUAGGCAUUGAUUUUAAAGUGAAGUGUAUAACACUGAAUGGUACAAGAGUGAAACUUCAAAUAUGGGAUACUGCUGGCCAGGAACGAUUCCAUACACUCAGUACAAACUAUUUUCGUGGAGCACAAGGCUUUGUUCUUGUAUAUGACAUCACAAAUCUGGAUAGUUUUCAAGGUGUAACGAGCUGGAUGAAAGACAUACAUGAGAAAGCAGGUGAUGAAGUGGACAUAAUACUGCUGGGCAACAAGUGUGAUAAGGAAUCAGAACGUGUAGUUCCAAAACAUAAAGGAGAAAAGCUUGCUUGGGAACAUGGGAUACCCUUUUUUGAAACCAGUGCCAAAGAUAACGUGAACAUUGAGGAUGCAUUUUCAGUUUUGACUAAGGAAAUACUGGAAAAGAAAUCCUGGGUAUUAUAUGACUUAGAUGUUGUGGAUCUAAAUGAAAGUAAGAAGAGAACCUGCUGUGCAUUCUGAAAUAUCGUUUAUUAUUUCAUUUCCUCUUCAGAGAAUAUUAACUAUUACAAGGGAACAUAAAAAUUUUUAAAAGGGAUUCUGUAAUCCCAAAGCACAGAAUUUAGGCAUCCUUUUUAUUACAGAAACGUUGCUGCCAAAUAUUUUGACAUGUUUAUAUUUUUUUAUUUUUAAUAUGAAUUUAAAAUAAUUAUCUGACGUUUGAAUCAUUUGCAUGCAAAUGGUUGCACAGGUGAAAUCUAAAUGUACUAAUUUUUCUCUUAUUAAAAACAUGUACUUUAACAUUUUUUUGUCCUAUUCGUAUCAGAUUUUUAAUUUUCAUGAACAUUGGCAUCACACAGGCAACCUUUCAAUACAUGAAAUCAUUUAUACUGUCCUCGAGAUAACAUAUGUUUAAUCAGCUUAUACUCAGUGUUGUCCUGUAAGAUGAUUUUCUGCAGAUUUUUGGUUUUGUUUCUUUAAUAUCCAUUUCUGAAAUGUAUGUCUUACUGGAAAACUUUUGAAUAGGGAAGUUGCAGAGAUGAUGGCUGAGAUAAAAGAAUAUACCAUACACAGUAUCUGUGGGUUGCUGAGCCCCCCUUAGAAAGUAGAAAAUAUAAAACAACAGAAUGCUCGUAUAGCCUUAUCAUUCCAUAGAAACAUUCACAUGGGUUUUAGCAGCAUACCUGCAUUUCCAAGAGUUCUUUUUGUCAUAAAUGAUGACUGUGUUAAAAAUGUAUGCAGUGUUUGUUUGAUUUGUAUUAUUUUCUUAGAGUAUAAAUACAUCAGGGAUCUGA
Messenger RNA from Meleagris gallopavo (turkey), 1283 nucleotides. Lineage: Eukaryota; Metazoa; Chordata; Aves; Galliformes; Phasianidae. The record is from RefSeq and is a predicted model, not a curated record.